AUGGAGACAAAGGUGAAUUAUUGGCAACAGAUAAGACAGGCGGCAGACAAAGCAUCAGCAGUAACGUCGGCCCUAAGCAGGCUUAUGGCUAAUGUAAAUGGGCCAAGACCAUGCAAAAGACGACUGCUAAUGUCAGUGGCCCAGUCCAUUAUGCUUUACGGAGCAGAGAUAUGGGUGGACGCACUUAAAAAGAAGACCUACCGGAGACGGCUGGCAGCGGUUCAGCAAAAGGGAGCUUUAAGAAUCGCGUUCUCGUAUCGUGCGUUAUCAGAACCGGCGAUAAUAGUGAUCGCAGGCGUGUUGCCGAUUGAUUUGAUGGCACAGGAGAAAAAGCUGGUAUUCGAAAGAACACCAGAAGUGGGCAAGCACAUAGCUAAAGCGGAAGCCAGAGCGCUUUCUUUAGAAAAAUAG
Belonocnema kinseyi is the source of this 411-nucleotide messenger RNA. RefSeq lists its product as uncharacterized. The transcript has a single exon. The coding region runs from base 1 to 411 and encodes 136 amino acids. Lineage: Eukaryota; Metazoa; Arthropoda; Insecta; Hymenoptera; Cynipidae. The record is from RefSeq and is a predicted model, not a curated record.